CUAGGUAAGAAGGCAGCUCACCAAGAAUGGCGGUGCUAUGCGGUUCUCUCACUGCUUUGGUAACGACGGCUGCAGUGGGGGUUAUCGCUGCUGCUCUACUGUAUUAUCUACAGGACGCAGCAAACAAGUCGGACGAUGCGCGUGACGUUGUGUGCCCGUCAGAGUGGCUACUAACAUUCUGACUUGAUUCUAACGCUUCCUGUCAUCUCUUUUGUUGUUUUUUUUUUCUUGAUCAAUGACCAAAGCUUUAUUGAUAACGGACAGCGCUGGUUCCUUUGGAUUGUAAAUCCAGUGACGUACUGUUCUGCUCCUGGACUGUCGGGUACACAGUUUAUGUUACAUGUGAAUCCAAGCAUGAAUAUGGGAGAUGACAACCGUGUCCGGAGACCCUGCUGACAGUGCAGCUGAUAACCUGCAUAGCAACUCUGCGCUCUCUUGCCAGGGGCCGGGCAGUGUGAGAACUGGUAUAGGAUGCUGCUUGUGAGAGAGGCUGCUUCGGGCGUAUAAGCAGCAACUCCGCGACAUUUCUGUGUGAUUCGUUAACAUUCGGGAUGUCUGUAUGUAUGCGGCGAUUAAUCACCAACACCCGGGGCUUCCUGUGGUCGGACAUGGAGACCCGAGCCCUGCUGGAUAUUUGGGGGGAGGCGGACGUGCAGUCUGCCCUGGAUGGUAAUUUCCGUAACAGCCACGUGUAUCGGGACGUCGCUGGCCGCCUGAGCGACUUGGGUUUUGAGCGCACCCCGGAGCAAUGUCGCAUCCGCAUUAAGGGGUUGAAGCGCCAGUAUUAUCAGGCCCGGGAGGGCUUCAAAAAGAAUGGCCACGCCCGUAAGAUUUGCCGCUACUAUGAUGAAAUGGACCGGAUUCUUAGCAACCGUCCUGCCCCGGCCUCCAGUGGGGAUCAAAACUGCGCAGCCCUGCAGGAUCCUCCAGGUAUUUUACUUCUGCAUCCCGAGGCCCCCUGCAGAGAAGAGAUGCCGGGGGAUGCUGAGGAGGAGGAGGAGCUAGAGGAAGACGAGGAGCCCCCUAACUCUGCGGAAGGGGGCCCAGAGUCAUCGCAAGACUUUACCGAGGACUCAGGGGAGGGCUCCUCCUGCUACGCUGAACACUCUAUCAAAGUUGAGGAUGGAUCCAGCUUUGCUAUCCCCUUGCCCCCCAGUGAAGGUUUUAAAAACAUCAAUGUCAAGACAAAUCAACCUCAAGUCCAUCCAAUUAAAAAGUCAAAAAAGCGUCACUUCAGUUUGACAUUGGACAAGAUGAUGGAGCGGUUUCUGCAGCAGAGCAUGGAUGCCGAGGAAAGGUUUUACAAGUAUGAGGAGCAAAGGCUGCAAAUUGAAGACAAACGCCGUGAUGCUGAGCACACCCGUGAGAUCCAGAUGUUGCAAAUGCUUGGACAAAUGCUCAAUGGCAUCUCCUCUUCUAGCCAGAGGGUUGUAAAUAACAAUGCUAGCCCGCCACACAGAGCAAACAUUCAAACGUACGCUGACACAAUGCACUUUAAUUCUGCUCCAGCUGCUUUCUCUUCCCCUUUAGUUCUAGAGAGGUCUUUCUCUCUGCGCUCCUCUCGCUCCACAAAAGACAUGGAGAAUAUCUUCCAGCUGGUGAGGAACGUUAUCCCCCCACUUACCUCCAAGAAGCACAAAGGACAGGAUGGAAAAAUAGGAAUUGUUGGAGGAUGCCAAGAAUACACAGGUGCUCCUUAUUUUGCAGCCAUUUCAGCUCUUAAAGUGCUUUCAGAACCUGUAGAUACCAAUGAUCAGCAUGGAAGUGUUUUGAGGCUCAGUCAGGCGAUGGGAAAUAUAACUAUUGUGCAGAAAGGAGAGAGGGAUCUCAUAUCAGAUGGAGACAAAGUUUUAGUGUGCAGUCAUGAGGGCAGCAGUCGGCGCUGUGGGGGACAAGGAGACCUGUUGGCUGGUGCUCUUGGAGUUUUGGUGCACUGGGCAUUUCUUGCUGGACCAGAAAAGAUUAACGGUCAGAAUCCCUUCUUGGUGGCAGCCUUUGGAGCAUGCUCUCUCACAAGACAAUGCAACCACCAAGCUUUUCAAAAAUCUGGACGUUCGAUGACCACAGGAGACAUGAUUUUAGAAGUUGGAACAGCAUUUAAUAAACUCUUUGAAACCUGACAGAUGAAAUGAUCUUCAGAAGACUUAAUUAAAUGUACAUGGAGCACUAUUGUAGGUGUGGUAGCAGUGUGUACAACAUGCAAAAAAUGUUAAUUUUCAAUAUAAAAAAAAAAAAGAUUUAAAAUAUUGUAGAUAGAAUUUUUUGUAAAUAAAAUUUGGAAUACAUAAA
Bombina bombina (fire-bellied toad) is the source of this 2289-nucleotide messenger RNA. RefSeq names its product NAD(P)HX dehydratase (gene NAXD). The transcript has 8 exons. The coding region runs from base 552 to 2120 and encodes 522 amino acids. NCBI's taxonomy places the organism in Eukaryota, Metazoa, Chordata, Amphibia, Anura, Bombinatoridae. The record is from RefSeq and is a predicted model, not a curated record. Gene Ontology annotation, biological process: metabolite repair. Gene Ontology annotation, molecular function: ATP-dependent NAD(P)H-hydrate dehydratase activity.